Laccaria bicolor S238N-H82 is the source of this 1209-nucleotide messenger RNA. RefSeq lists its product as uncharacterized. Gene Ontology annotation, biological process: ubiquitin-dependent protein catabolic process. NCBI's taxonomy places the organism in Eukaryota, Fungi, Basidiomycota, Agaricomycetes, Agaricales, Hydnangiaceae. Gene Ontology annotation, cellular component: elongin complex. The transcript has 5 exons. The record is from RefSeq and is a predicted model, not a curated record. Gene Ontology annotation, molecular function: protein-macromolecule adaptor activity. Bases 1 to 1209 code for a protein of 402 amino acids.
AUGUGUGCAAGUGAGGACUUGUGCGGGCUUGCAAUGGUGAGUCCGAUAGGAAUCAUUCGGCUUGGCCUGAACAUUAUCGUACCCUCUGGCCAACACUCAUCAUGGCAGACCCAACCGACGUCGAAAUGCACGGCGCAACCAUCUGAAGUCGAGCCGAAGGAUUCCGACUGGGUGCGAUUAGAGACCACCAGUGAUGGCUUCACAUACCUCGUUAAGCGCAAAGUCGCGUUGGCAAGCGGCACAAUGAGGAAUAUGCUCGAUCCAACAAGUGGGCACACGGAAGCUAAAACGCGGAUAUGCUCCAUGAAAGUGAGGGGCAUCAUUACAGAGAAACUCGUUGAAUGUAUGUGUUUCAAAUCUCACUACGAGAGUGCUGCAUCAAAGGAGGACAUUCCCGCGAACGAGUUCAUGGAGUGCGUUCCGCCUGAGGGCAGGGAGGGCUACGUUGCCGAAUGGGUUAGCCGAGUUCGGAUUCAGCCUUGGCUCAUUCAGCCACGCAGCCCGACGGAGAAUCUCUGGAAUCGUUUUUGCGUGAUGCUAGACCUUGAUCACCUGAAGACGCAGGCAGAGAGGCGAUUUCACAGGCGUAUGAGGAAGGAUAUUGACCGUGUCAGGAGUGCUCUUGGGUCGAUGAAGCGUGUGGAGGAGUAUGAGAUCACUUCGGAACGAGGAACGAGGAACGACGCAUUGUCAGCUCUUCAAUGCUUUCCUCCAACCUGUGCUCUUCUUUCCUUGCUUGUUCGGGCGAACCUUCUUCGGCUCGAGAACCUGGAGGUUACGUUUCAUACUGGUGGGCUGCAAGAAAGGGACAUUCACAAUGCACUCGACGGAUUCAUCGUAUUCGUUCACAACUCCAAGGACACUUUACGAUCGUUUUCAAUCCUAUCCACUUGCUCCUCUGAGAACCUUGACCUCUCUCGGCUGUUCAGGUUACUCAAGAGAUUCCCCCAACUUCGUUCAGCGUCGCUCUCUAUUCUUUUUGAUAGAGGACACCUCUUCAACCCAGCCAGCUUCUCCAGUUUUCUGGAGCUGCGCCGAGAAACACUUCAGCGUGUUUCCCUCAAAACCAGCAGUUGCACCCCGGUCCAUACUGGCAAGAACGACCCCGCUUGUAUUAACUGGAUCCAGAGAAUCAUGCUGUCUGUCCACGUACCCUUCCCGCAGCUUUGCAGUCUGAAGUUGGCUUUGAGACCUUUUCGCGCGCCAUGA